Cynocephalus volans (Philippine flying lemur) is the source of this 4621-nucleotide messenger RNA. It is a transcript of the gene ASL, whose product is annotated as argininosuccinate lyase. The record is from RefSeq and is a predicted model, not a curated record. Lineage: Eukaryota; Metazoa; Chordata; Mammalia; Dermoptera; Cynocephalidae. Gene Ontology annotation, cellular component: cytosol. Gene Ontology annotation, molecular function: argininosuccinate lyase activity. The transcript has 17 exons. The coding region runs from base 106 to 1500 and encodes 464 amino acids.
ACCACCCCGGCCGGAGGCGUCAGGCGGCGCGGCUGGCGGGACGGGCGGCGCGGCCAGGCGCGACCCGGAGGACUGAGGCUCCCGGACGACGGGGAACCGCCCAACAUGGCAUCGGAGAGUGGGAAGCUGUGGGGUGGCCGCUUUGUGGGUGCUGUGGACCCUGUCAUGGAGAAGUUCAACUCGUCCAUCACCUACGACCGACACCUGUGGGAGGUGGACGUGCAGGGCAGCAAGGCCUACAGCCGAGGCCUGGAGAAGGCGGGGCUCCUCACCAAGGCCGAGAUGGACCAGAUACUGCAGGGCCUGGACAAGGUGGCUGAGGAGUGGGCCCAGGGCACCUUCAAACUACACCCCAGCGAUGAGGACAUCCACACAGCCAACGAGCGGCGCCUGAAGGAGCUCAUCGGCGAAACAGCAGGGAAGCUGCACACGGGACGCAGUCGGAACGACCAGGUGGUCACAGACCUCAGGCUGUGGAUGCGGCAGACCUGCUCCUCUCUCUCCGUCCUCCUCUGGGAGCUCAUCAGAACCAUGGUGGACCGGGCAGAGGCGGAGCGGGACAUCCUCUUCCCAGGGUACACACACCUACAGAGGGCUCAGCCCAUCCGCUGGAGCCACUGGAUCCUGAGCCAUGCCGUGGCACUGACAAGAGACUCUGAGAGGCUGCUGGAGGUGCAGAAGCGGAUCAACGUCCUGCCCCUGGGGAGCGGGGCCAUCGCGGGCAACCCUCUGGGCGUGGACCGGGAGCUGCUCCAAAGAGAACUGAACUUUGGGGCCAUCACUCUAAACAGCAUGGAUGCCACCAGCGAGCGAGACUUUGUGGCUGAGUUCCUGUUCUGGGCUUCGCUGUGCAUGACCCACCUCAGCAGGAUGGCUGAGGACCUCAUCCUCUAUGGUACCAAGGAAUUCAGCUUUGUGCAGCUCUCAGAUGCCUACAGCACUGGAAGCAGCCUGAUGCCUCAGAAGAAAAACCCAGACAGCCUGGAGCUGAUCCGGAGCAAGGCGGGGCGAGUGUUUGGGCGGUGUGCUGGGCUCCUGAUGACCCUCAAGGGACUUCCAAGCACCUACAACAAGGACCUACAGGAGGACAAGGAAGCCGUGUUUGAAGUGUCAGACACCAUGAGUGCUGUCCUCCAGGUGGCCACUGGCGUCAUCUCCACACUGCAGGUUCGCGCUGAGAACAUGGCACGGGCGCUCAGCCCCGACAUGCUGGCCACCGACCUCGCCUACUACCUGGUGCGCAAGGGGAUGCCGUUCCGCCAGGCGCACGAGGCCUCCGGGAAAGCCGUGUUCAUGGCCGAGACCAAGGGGGUCGCCCUCAGCCAGCUGUCGCUGCAGGAGCUGCAGACCAUCAGCCCCCUGUUCUCGGGUGACGUGGGCCGCGUGUGGGACUACGGGCACAGCGUGGAGCAGUACGACGCCCUGGGUGGCACGGCGCGCGCCAGCGUCGACUGGCAGAUCGGCCAGCUGCGGGCGCUGCUGCGGGCUCAGCGGGCCUAGACCCGAAUAAAGCGACCCGGGAGGCUGCCGCGUGUUUCCUGCCCCGCCUGUCUCCUCGUUGGGGGGCUUUCGGGGUCUGUGAGCGGCCAGUGGGGGCUAUCAAGGAGGUGGGGAAACUGGGCAAGGGUGGCGAGAGUCGGGGUUGGGAAAGGGAGGAGAGGGGCUCCCAUCAGAGCCUCCGCGCUGUCCAGUCCCCACUCCCCUCACCGCAGGGCAUCGCAGGGACCGCCUGCUGUGAGUCCUUGGCAGGACUGGCGGGACCCUGGUGGGGCCCGAUGAGAUGAGUAGCCGAGUCAAUUACCAUCCACCCUCUUCCUUCCCAGCAUGUGCAGGCCCCCGCCCUCCUCCUCCGCUUUCUUAACCUACCCUUCCCUGACCCUUUCAGGUACCAUCGCAGGUUGUCCCUUGGGCUGAGGCUGUGCCCUGGGAAGGGGCAUGGUGUAUUUGGUGGUAAGGUCAGUCACCCAGUCAGCAUGUGAUGGCAGGCACUAGGUUAGCUCCAUACAAAGGUGAAGAGGAGGCCUCCUCCCCGGUAGAGAGUGAUGUAGGAAUAAAUUCCCUCUCACUACUGGUGAGGACUGCGGCAUAGACAUGCUGGAGGUGGCCAGCCCCUGCGCGGUUAGGGGAGGGACAGACACACCCCAUCUGCAAAGGUCCUGAGGCCAGGCCUGGCGCACAUAAGUGUUCAUGAGAGCCUAGGGAGACACAGAGGCCCCCUCUACACAAAUCUCAUCACAUUUUAUUAACAACAGUGGUAAACAAGGUAAACUCAGGAAGAAUGAAUAACCCCUCCCAAGUGAUUAUGGGAACAAUGAAAAGAUUUUGUAGCUAAAGAAUCACAACUCCAUCGUUGGGCACAUGACAUCAAAUCCCAAAAGAGGUCAAAGCUGUGAAUCACAGAAUCUUCCAGAGCACUGUUUCUCAAAGGGUGGUUUCUGACUGUCAUCGGCAUCAUCACCUGGGAACUUGCUAGAAACGCAAACUUUCAGGCCACCCAUACCUACGAAAUCAGAUGCUGGAUGGGCCCACUGGGUUGUUUUAACAAGUCCUCCAGGCAAUUCUGCUGCACGGUCAAGUUUGAGAACCACUGGUCUCUAGACCCUUGUUACACAGACCAGCAACACCACAGCCUCUCCUGGGCCCCGCCCUGGCCUGCCCACUCAGAAUCUGCAUUUUAAGGGCUGGGCUGUGACUUACUUAGGAGAGUGUGGUGCUUACAACACCAAGUCAAGGGUUGGGAUCCCCUUACCGAUCAUCUUUUUAAAAAAAAGAAUCUGUAUUUUAACAAAUUCCCCAGGUGCCUCCUGUGCACAUUAGAGUCAGGAGUGCUGAUCCAGAGAGAAUGGCUAAAAAUCUCAGAAACCAAGGCAGGCCUUAUGUCCACCCAACAGCAGAUGGUAGUAAAGUAAUUGUAGUACACACAGCGGAGAGAACUGGACUGAGCAGACUGCCGUCAUGCCCUUCUACCACCUCCACUGAUGGGGCGCACCCCAGUCUAAGUGGGAAAGCUGUUUUUCGACAAUCCUGUUAAAAGUUCCUCCCUAACCAAACUAAUCAGCCUCCCAGCGCCUCCCACCCGUGAGCAGGGCGCCUGUGGUCUCACCUGGCUAGACGGCACGAGCCUCUCCUAGCUCAGGAAGAGCCAACGUUUGUAUAGCUUUUCCCCAGGCUCUGCCCAUACGUGGCUGAGCUGCCCCUCGAAUGUGCCUUGCCCAUUCUGCUACCAGCUGGCUUAAUCUUUGCCUCUUCUCUACUUUUUCUUUUUUAACCUCAGCAUCUAUUUACACCAAAGCUCAGUGUGACCUUGUAUUUGUUUCCAAUCUGUGGUAGUUUUUUACUGCUGUAACAAACUACCACAAACUUAGUGGUUCAAAACAACAUAAAUGUGUUAUAAUUCUGGAGGUCAGAAGUCUGGAAUGGGUUUUACUGAGAGGAAAUCAAGUAUCAGCAGUGUCAGGCGUUCUCCAGAAGCUCUAGGGGAGAAUCUGCUUCCUUGCCAUUCAUUUUCAGUUACUAGAGGCCACGAGCAAUCCUUGGCUUGUGGCCCCUUCCUUCAUCUUCAAGGCCAGCAGUAUGGCAUCCUCAAAUCUCUCUCUGCUUUUAUUGUCACAUCUCCUUCUGACUGGCUCUUUUGUCUCUGUCUUAUAAGGACUCUUGUGAUUACAUUGGGUUAGCCCAGAUAAGUGAAAAUAAUCUUCUCAUCUCAAGAUUUUUGGCUUAAUCAUAUCUGCAAAGUCAUUUUUACCAUGUAAGGUAACAUAUUCACAGGUAUCAUGACAUGGACAUCUCUAGGGGACCAUUGUUCAGCUUCCCACAGUCUGCUGCUGUCUGGCUCUCAGAUUCACGUUCAUCUCACAUGCAAAAUACAUUUUUCCCAUCCCAAGGUUGCUCAAAGUCCAAAAUCUUAAUCUACAUCUCAUCAGCUCAAAAGUCCCAUAUCUCAUCAUCAAAAUCAUCUAAAUUAGCUAUGAGUGAGGCUGUACGACUGCCUUUGUACCUAGAUGUGAUGAAGGCCCUUACCCAAAGCUUGUUUAAAAUUAUGCCUGUAAGGAAAGUUUUAUGCUUUGCUAACUUGCAUAUUUUAGCUUUUGUAAACCAGCUGUGCUUGCUCUUGCAAAACAUCUUGUGUGCCUUACAGGAUGUCACUAGUUAACAGCUCAAGGUUAAACAUGAGUAACACUAUUUUGUAGAAAACAUCUAUUUUGGUUCGUCUCAAGGAUAGUAGGGAGGGGGUAGGAUGGUCAGAAAGUCCUGGGCCGAGCCCGUGGCGCACUCGGGAGAGUGCAGCGCUGGAAGCGUGUUGACGCUCCCGCCGCGGGUUCGGAUCCUAUAUGGGAAUGGCCGGUGCACUCACUGGCUGAGUGCGGGUCACGAAAAAGACCAAAAAAAAAAAGAAAAAAAAAGUCCUGACCAAGGACUGUCGGAGAGUCCCUGAGUGCCUGCCAAAUGCUAACCGCAAAAUUAGCUCAUGUACUCAUGGCUUGCUUGCAUUGGCUAAACGCAAAACGAACAAUUAUCCGAUCGCACCAAGCUAAACAUAAAAACCGAAAGUAACUUGGUCUCGGGGCCACAGUGUGAAUUGGCUGCUGUGGCCCCGGCCGGAAUAAAUCUUUUAAACAUC